CUAGGAGUUGAAUAUUGAGGAGCCAUGUCCUCAUGCUUACCUUCCAUCUAUGUAUCGCUCCAUGGCAUCAUCGGCACACAGCUCGUUCACACUGUCAACUCCAAUAAGCUACCGCUAUCGGUUCAUCGUUCAUUUACUCUCACGAGCCGAUUAUGUCACUCCUAAGCAACAAAACUGCCUCCAGCAGGUAUAGCACGCUGUGACGCAACCGAACACCGGCCAUAUACUCCUCCCUCACUUGCUGUAUGGCUUAUGUUACGCACCGAAAAAGUCGACAGAUUCGAGUUACCGAGCAUACACAGACAUUGCACAGUUUGUAAGCAGUAUAUGUGCAAUUACUGGACUGAAAUGACUGAAGGUUGCCGUGCUUCUCGUGUUUCCAAACUUGCUCAAUUGGUACAAUGGACAUUCGGAGUUUGGGUCGGCCGCGGUAAAAAUGAAUGUCCUGCCGUCCGAUCCGAUGAUGCUCCCGACACGAGAACGGAAUGUUGUACUGAAAAGAAGGGCCAAGAAUUGCUGACCGAAUUUACACCACAACCGCAUCUCUGGGGAAGAUUCUCAGAAGGUCCACAAGCCCGGACCCUGUCUCAGGAAAGAAUUGAUGUUGAUUCUGCAGUAUGGUAUGGUUCAAGGAAGAGAAGAGCAAUAUUACAAGGAUGGCGCUCCCGAAAGAAUGUCACGAUGGAAGAGCACAUCACGUCGAGCUUUCGGCCACAAAAUCUGACAGACAGAAGGAUCGAGGUGUUGAGAGGCAGAAUGGAAGUAUAGGGACGGGCGAGUGGAAGGACAUUCCUACCAGAAGGUUAGAGCGGAUAAUUCUGGGGCAGUGCGAACGCCAGAAACAUAUAGAUUCUAUGGGAGAGGAGGUAUUGAAGGUGGAUCCAGGCUGUGUAACCAUUUGGGAUGAGCUCGAAGAAGGACUUGAGAAGCAAUACUGCAAUGUAGUAGCACCAUGGAAUGUCAGUUACGAAGAAAGUGACCCGUGGAUCCGAUUCUGGAG
Molecule: messenger RNA, 1000 nt
Organism: Alternaria alternata
Lineage: Eukaryota; Fungi; Ascomycota; Dothideomycetes; Pleosporales; Pleosporaceae
Exons: 2
Coding region: 253-768 (171 amino acids)
Source: RefSeq, a predicted model, not a curated record